Messenger RNA from Cynoglossus semilaevis (tongue sole), 3282 nucleotides. It is a transcript of the gene tubgcp2, whose product is annotated as tubulin gamma complex component 2. Gene Ontology annotation, cellular component: spindle pole; gamma-tubulin complex; microtubule organizing center. Bases 431 to 2956 code for a protein of 841 amino acids. The record is from RefSeq and is a predicted model, not a curated record. Gene Ontology annotation, molecular function: microtubule minus-end binding; gamma-tubulin binding. The transcript has 17 exons. NCBI's taxonomy places the organism in Eukaryota, Metazoa, Chordata, Actinopteri, Pleuronectiformes, Cynoglossidae. Gene Ontology annotation, biological process: cytoplasmic microtubule organization; microtubule nucleation; meiotic cell cycle.
UUGUACAAUCCUUAAAACACAAGACAUUUGUGACAGUAGAAAUUAUUGAUGUGACAUUUCUGGAAUUAAAUGAGUAGGGAAAAAAUCCUACUGCAAAUGAAUAAUCUCAGUCUACAACGUCUGACUGCCUCACGUUCAAAGAAUUCCAAUUCAUAAGAGAAGCAAUGAAUACGAAGAAACCUUUGAUACUUUGAAGUGUAGUAUCCAAGAAAAAUGCAAUGUAUAGGCGUUUUGAUACUCUAAUCUACACUGCAGUGUACAAGAGCAGGAAUCUAGUAUUAUAAAUGCUUUUUUUUUUACUAGAAAGAUAAAGUUCACACCAAGACUAAAUGCAUUCUAUACAGAGUGGAUGUAACCUGGCAGUAAUGUUAUUAUUUGUGUUUCAACACUAAUAAUAAUUAACUUACGAGACGGUGAGCUCAAAGGGAACAUGAAGAAGUGGCGUCCUCGAACCAGCGUGGUCAAAUUGGCAGAGUUCUCUGAUACUCCUGAAGACUUCCUGAGAAAGUAUGAAGAGCUGAAGUCCAAAAAUGUCCGAAACCUCGACCCUUUGGUCUAUUUGCUCUCCAAACUCUGCGAGGAUAAAGAGACGCUUCAGUGUCUGCAGCAGAAUGCCAAAGAAAGAGCAGAUUCAUCAGCAAACACAACAUCCACAACCACAGCCAGUUACACUCUGCCUCAGACCACCACCAAGAUAUCAAUGCAGGAACUGGAGGAGCUGCGGAAGAAGCUCGGCAAUGUUACAGCCAGCUCCAGUGCUCCACUGCCUGCUGAAGUAACAAGGAAGAUGUUGAGAGACAAGCACAACAAGAAAAACCCUACCCAGCCCAUUCCUGUGUUUCCUAACUGGGUCUACGACCGUCCUGCUCUCCUUGGUGACUUUAUCACCAGCCCCAACCCUCCAGGAGAUCCAAAUGUGCCCGUUGGUACAAUGCCCUUGGCUGCUCAAGAACAAACUCUGGUGGAAGAUCUGCUCUUUGUCCUGAUUGGAGUUGAUGGCAGAGACAUUACAGCUCAGCCUGUCCUGGGGAGACAGAACCGCUCCUUCAUUGUUGAUUCAACACUGGACCUCUCUGUCAAAGAGCUGGUUAACAGAAUACUACCAGUGGCUUCAUAUUACUCCACUGUGACACGUUUUAUCGAGGAGAAGUCAUCCUUUGAGUAUGGCCAGGUGAACCACGCUCUCACUGCUGCAAUGAGAACUCUAAUGAAGGAAUACCUGAUCCUGGUCACUCAGCUGGAACACCUCCAGCGACAGGGCCUGCUGUCUCUGCAGAAGCUGUGGUUCUAUAUUCAGCCCACCAUGAGGACCAUGGAGAUACUAGCAUCUAUUGCAUCCUCGCUGGAUAAAGGAGAGUGUAUGGGUGGGUCAACACUGAGUCUCCUGCAUGAUCGAACAUUCAACUACACUGGAGAUAGCCAGGCUCAGGAACUGUGUCUUUACCUCACCAAAGCAGCCAGUGUCCCUUACUUUGAAAUACUAGAGAAGUGGAUCUAUAGGGGAAUCAUCAAAGAUCCAUACAGUGAGUUCAUGGUGGAGGAGCACGAGCUGCAGAAGGAGAAGAUUCAGGAAGACUACAAUGACAAGUACUGGGACCAGAGAUACACCAUUGUACAGCACCGUAUUCCCUCUUUUUUACAGAAAAUGGCAGACAAAAUAUUAAGUACAGGCAAAUACCUCAAUGUGGUACGGGAGUGUGGUCGAGAUGUGACGUGCCCAGAUGCUAAGGAGGUUCUGUACACUUUAAAGGAACGGGCCUACGUGGAGCAGAUAGAAAAGGCCUACAACUAUGCCAGCAAAGUUCUGCUGGACUUCCUUAUGGAAGAAAAGGAGCUGGUGUCACGCCUGAGAUCCAUUAAACACUACUUUUUGAUGGACAAAGGUGAUUUCUUUGUACACUUCAUGGACCUGACAGAGGAGGAGCUCAAAAAGCCAGUGGACGAUAUUGUUCCUCCCAGGUUGGAGGCCCUGCUGGAGCUCGCUCUAAGAAUGAGCACAGCCAACACUGAUCCUUUCAAAGAUGACCUCAAGAUUGACCUGAUGCCUCAUGAUGUCAUCACUCAGCUGCUACGGGUGCUGGCUAUCGAGACCAAACAAGAAAAGGCCAUAAUCAAUGCAGAAGCGGCCGAUGUGGCCCUCAGUGGACUGGAGGCUUUUUCCUUCGACUACAUAGUCAAGUGGCCGCUGUCCCUCAUCAUCAACAGGAAAGCGUUGACGAGGUACCAAAUGUUGUUCAGACACAUGUUUUUUUGUAAGCACGUUGAGAGGAUGCUGUGUAACGUGUGGAUCAGCAACAAGGAUUUCAAGCAGUACUCUUUACAUUCUGCAAAAUGGUUUGCUGCUGCAUUUGCCCUGCGACAGCGCAUGCUAAACUUUGUGCAGAACAUCCAGUACUACAUGAUGUUUGAGGUGAUCGAGCCCACCUGGCACAUCAUGGAGAACAACCUGAAGACGGCCUCAAACAUUGAUGAUGUGCUCUGCCAUCAUACCAGCUUCUUGGACAACUGCCUGAAAGACUGUAUGCUCACCAAUCCCGAGCUUCUGAGGAUCUUCUCCAAACUCAUGUCUGUCUGCGUCAUGUUUACAAACUGCAUGCAGCGUUUCACUCAGAGUAUGAGGUUGGAACGCCUCUCUCUCCAACAAGGAACUAUAGAUGGAGCUACUACUCAAAACGAACAGGCUGACGAAGCACAGAAGAAGAGGCUACCGACAAAAUUCUUAGCUGGGAAUGUGGACACCGUGCAGUCAGACUCUGGAUUAGAAGUCACCAUCAGCAAGUUUGACAGUAACUUCAGCAUGCUGCUGCUAGACCUGCUGGACAAGCUGAGCAUCUACAGCACCAAUGACUGUGAACACAGCAUGAUCAGCAUCAUCUACAGACUGGACUUCAAUGGAUUCUACGCUGAGCGCCUGGAGAGAAUGGCAGUGGAGCGGAGUCAGAAGGCAGCUGCGUAGCAUGUUACCAAACCUCAUCAUCUAGCAAUAAAGACAUGUCCUGUCCUCCUGCCUGUACUACAUCAGACCUACUCCAGCCACAUGCAUUUCCCUUAUGCAGACAUAGGAUGUUAAGACAAAGCAGUGAGAAUCUAGUGUGAAUACACUAUACGCCAUUUGAAAUGGAAAGUUUGUUCAUUGCUUCACGUGUAAACCCUACAAAUUGUAACUGUUAUGUUAACUGGCCUCUGCAAAUGUAAAUGAUGACACUCCCUAAGGAAGGGUCAUUCAACCUGUAUAGUGAAAAUGUGAUUGUAAAGCACUUCAUUAAAAAAACUAUUUACUGA